AUGGCUGAAGGAUAUUUAGUAUGGAAUUUACUGAUUUUGGAAGAAAGAAUUAGAAUCAUGGAAAGAAAAAUUGAAAGAAGAUUAUUGCAUGAUGCGCAAAAUCCUCUUGAGCUUCUUUACAAUGAAUUUCAUGCAGCUUUCCGAGUUAAUAAAGAAUUACUUAUGAAUCUUACAAAUAUAUUAAGACCACAUUUACAACCAGAACGUAGAAGUGGUUUAGCUCUAGAAAUUCAAGUAUUGGUAGCAAUUCAAUUUUUCGCUAAUGAAAAUUACCAAAGACCAGCAGGAAAUCAAUGUGAAUUUGCUCUAAGUCAGCCAUCCACCAGCCGUUGCAUACGAAAAGUAACACGAUUAAUAAAUAUAUAUUUAUUACAACAAUGGAUAAAAUUUCCAAUAACACAACUAAAGAGAACUAUUGUACAAGACAAAUUUGUACGUGCUCUUCAACCUUUUCCUGGUGCCAUUGGUGCUAUAAAUUGCACUUAUAUUAAUAAUCUGGUCCCACGUAUACAUGAAGAAGCAUAUGUUAAUCACCAUGGAAAUCAUUCUCUAAAUGUACAAACAAUAGUCGAUCCGAACCUAAAAAUAGUAAAUAUUAAUGCACGAUAUCCGGGAGCAAGAAAUGAUGCCUUUAUAUGGAACGUUUCUCCAAUUAGACGUGUAAUGGAAUAUUUUUAUAACAACGGUGUAAGAAGAACUUAUUUGAUAGGAGAUGAUGGAUAUCUUUUGCAACCUUGGAUUAUGACACCAUUACCACAUUUUCCUCAAUGGAGUCGACAGUAUCAUUACAAUGAAAAGCUGUGUAAAGCACGAAGUAUUGUUGAAAGAUUCUUCGGAGUAUUUAAAGGAACAUGGAGGUGUCUGUUAUAUCAACGUGUAUUAAGGUAUACAUCUGAAAUUGCUGGACAAAUUGUAAAUGCGUGUGCAGUGUUGCAUAAUAUGCGUUUACAUUAUCGGCUACCAGUAGAUAUAAACGAAGAUGAGAUCGUAAAUGCACCUGCAAAUGUACAUAUAGAACAAGAAGCAGGAGAAGAAGCAGUGAUUCGUAAAGGACCCAGAGCUAUUGCGCAGCGUAUUCAAAAUCAAAUAAUGCAAGAGUGGUUUCCCAAUUAUCGUUCUGCACGAGAUAAUGAAAAUAACUGA
Messenger RNA from Ooceraea biroi (clonal raider ant), 1143 nucleotides. Its product is annotated as putative nuclease HARBI1. The record is from RefSeq and is a predicted model, not a curated record. Lineage: Eukaryota; Metazoa; Arthropoda; Insecta; Hymenoptera; Formicidae.